Messenger RNA from Heterobasidion irregulare TC 32-1, 654 nucleotides. RefSeq lists its product as uncharacterized. NCBI's taxonomy places the organism in Eukaryota, Fungi, Basidiomycota, Agaricomycetes, Russulales, Bondarzewiaceae. The transcript is spliced from 2 exons. The record is from RefSeq and is a predicted model, not a curated record. Bases 1 to 654 code for a protein of 217 amino acids.
AUGCGUCAAAGCGGCUGGAGCAUGUUUCGGACGGAAAUGAAGCGCAAGAAAGCCAAUCAGUCAUUGACUCUCGGCGACCUGAGAAAAAUGUGGAGAGAAUCACCCACCGAUGUCCGCCAGAGGUACGAAGCCCUGGCCAACGAUGACAAUAAAAGGUCGAAGGCCGCAGCUGCACGCUUCGGCGCUGAACGCAUGACGCGGAGCCGGACGCACAAAGUUCAUAUCUCAAGCCCAUUAUCCAAGGAUAUCUCCUCGGCUUUGCAAGCGUCGGAUUCGCACUCGCACUUGGACUCGCACUUGGACUUGUCAGACUCGGAGUCCUUAUGCUCUCGGGGUUCUUGUUCCCCAUGCUCUUCAUUUGUAAAACCUUCGCGCGGACCAUUCCCCCCUGCAACCACCUUGCCUGCACCUUAUCCUGUGCCGCCGGCGAAUAUGACCACUGAACAGGCCUCUAUAUUCUUUCACAAAUUCUAUCACGAACCCAAAGUGGUGCCUAUUACGACGUCAACAGAGUCGCUGGAGAGUCUUGAAGACGAGCCUAUGCCAGAUGUCUUCGACUUUGGUGAAACUGACCCUUACGAAUCACCUCUCGAAUCACACCGUCAGUGCGGGAUGAUCACAGCCUGGGCAGAAGAUUGGGUGCAACCGCCCUAA